This is a messenger RNA of Coregonus sp. 'balchen', 3744 nucleotides long. The record is from the annotation of a GenBank genome assembly. Lineage: Eukaryota; Metazoa; Chordata; Actinopteri; Salmoniformes; Salmonidae.
AUGGUAAGUUUGAAUAUGAAAAUGACUGGAAUUGUGAUGUACUUUAUAUGUGGAGUCAUGAUCUCGUAAUAUAAUUAGGUUAUGAAUUACCAAUCAAACAUGACACCUUGAAACUUGCCUAUAUCUUCUAAUGUCUAAGAAGCCGUUAUUUUGUAUGAUUAUGUUUGGGGGGGAAAUUUUGAAAAAAUUCACACAGUGAAAGACAAUCAUCAGACAUGAUCCGAUUUGACACAUAUAGCCAACAUGAAAAUGCCAAUAAUAUUAUUUUAUUUGUGUUAGCCUACAAAAGUGAUCCUUUUAACAUAUGUAGAUAGAGUCUUCGUUAAUUUAUAGUAGUGCGCCACAGCUUCAGAGGCCUUCUAUUCCUUAUGUAGGGCGGCGCUUAUUCUUCCUACUCCUCUCCUCUCGCUCGAUGACCAUAGCUUGCUUUGUUACAUUGUUGCAUUGCGGAAAGUGGCACGCGGUCAACUUGAGCAGGGCGGUUUCAUUGUGGCAAUGCCGUCAUGGUCAAAUCAUAGCUGUAGUCUAGGCUACAGUGUAAAAUCGGAAAUCAUCUGUCACACAAUCAAGAUGAUUUAAUCAUGUGAUUUACACAAUCGCGCAUUUUAUAGGCUAACGCCGGUGAAAGUUCAAGGGAUGGGAAAUGUUAUGAGCAGUAGGAAUUUAAUCGAAUGCCUGGGCGGGCAGGUGUCUGAACAUUUUUGUCCAAAACCUGAAUAAACUGGGAAAGUCAAACCCCGUGGUAUUUUCCCAUGUUGUGUAGGGAAAGGAAAGUACGGGUUGCUGUAGCCUAUUUUAUGAUUCUUAACCGAUUAUAGGCCUGUAGUAAACCCCCUAUAGUUCAGAGACCUGUAUUACACAUUUUAUUUUGGAAGACGACAUUUCGUUUUGUUGGAAAGGGCAGGACACAAUGAAAUGGCAUAUUUGCCUCAAUCUGAAUCUCCAUUUGCGGCUUUUUUGAUAUUUCAAAAAAAAUUAUGCCGGCGGAAAAUAACUCACCCUUCAAAUUAGUGUUACAAUUGUGCCAUAUCAGGGAUUUUAUACUGCUACCUAUACAUCGCUAAUCUUUGACAUGAUGACUUUCAGACUACAGCUAUAAUCAUUCCCAUUGUCAAGAGCACCGAAUGGUGACCGCAUGUUAAAAACAUGACUUGCAGAGCAAGGACUGUGCCAUAGCCUGUAACACAGAUAUACAUUUACAUUUUAGUCAUUUAGCAGACGCUCUUAUCCAGAGCGACUUACAGGAGCAAUUAGGGUUAAGUGCCUUGCUUAAGGGCACAUCGACAGAUUUUUCACCUAGUCGGCUCGGGGAUUAGAACCAGCGACCUUUCGGUUACUGGCACAACGCUCUUACCCACUAAGCUACCUGCCAGAUAUAACACGUAAACCAUGAGUAAAUUCUUCCUCAUUGUAUGAUUAGGCCAAAUGUAUAUAUUUAAAUCCAUUAUUACAAAAUGUGUCAGGUAGUAGCCUAUGUUAUACACUAAUAAUAAACUCGUUUUAAUAAUGGUCUGGAAGUGUCUCCUUAAAUUUCAGUCUAAAUCUUGAUUCAAUUCAGAAGACCUGUUAUCCCUCAAGGCUAAACCCUUCAAUGAUUCAGGGCCAUGAGUAGGCUACUUUACUCCAACACCUGUUGCCUGCAGGUCAUGUUCUUGCUCUGUGGCACCAACACAGAGCAUGUCUUUAUCCCUCAUAGCUGCAUAUAAUCACUGAGUCAGGUGACCUGGGUAUGCUGGUAUUAGAGCCAAAGCUAUGCGUAACUUGAAAACAUACAGAUACACAUAGGCCCACACAGUCAAAAUGGCUCCCGCAUGACAAGGCUUUUCUCUUUUUAAUAACUGAAACUCUUCUGUAGGAAAGACUCCCAAUGUCUGAGCAACUCAAUUUGACAUGAUUGUACUUUCGCCCACAGCGUGAGUGUAUCUCCGUCCAUGUGGGCCAGGCUGGCGUCCAGAUCGGCAAUGCAUGCUGGGAGCUGUACUGUCUUGAGCAUGGGAUCCAGCCCGAUGGAAAGAUGCCCAGUGACAAGACCAUUGGAGGAGGAGAUGACUCCUUCAACACCUUCUUCAGUGAGACUGGAGCUGGCAAGCACGUCCCCAGGGCUGUGUUUGUGGAUCUGGAGCCCACUGUCAUUGGUAAGAUCAAUUUGUCUUGAAACAAUGACCUUCUGUUAACAUUGGUCUAUCUCAGCAGUCUUAAACCUUUUAUAAUGGAAUUCAGAAUUCUUAAACCUUUUCUUGCCCAGGGAACCCCACCCAGGCAAACCGGCGACCCAGGGACCCCAUCAAAUGUUAGCAAUUAAAAAAACGUUAACGUCUUGUCAUAAGAUGAAUGAUUAUGGCAAGGAGAAUUUUAAAAUGAAUAGAUUUGGUAGAUAGUUUUUUAUUAUUUUGACCUCCCCACAUUAUAACUGGAAGAGGAAGUGUAAACUAAACUCUAACAGUCUAUUAGCUAGAAAGGUAACUAACAUGUCUUUCUUUCUCCAGAUGAGGUGCGUUCUGGAACUUACCGCCAGCUCUUCCACCCUGAGCAGCUGAUCACUGGGAAGGAGGAUGCAGCCAACAACUAUGCCCGUGGGCAUUACACCAUCGGCAAAGAGAUCAUUGACUUGGUUCUGGACAGGAUCCGCAAACUGGUGAGAAUCUCCAAUGACCUUUUUAGUGGUCUUAUUGUACAUGGUACACCUGCAUACUUCUUGUCUUCAACAAUAGUGACCUAAAAUGUAAAACAUAUUCUCUCCUCCCUCUCUCUCCAGGCUGACCAAUGCACUGGCCUCCAGGGCUUCCUGGUCUUCCACAGCUUCGGAGGUGGCACCGGUUCUGGUUUCACCUCCCUGUUGAUGGAACGCCUGUCUGUUGACUACGGAAAGAAGUCCAAACUUGAGUUCUCCAUCUACCCAGCUCCUCAGGUGUCCACAGCUGUUGUUGAGCCCUACAAUGCCAUCCUGACCACCCACACCACCCUGGAGCACUCUGAUUGUGCUUUCAUGGUAGACAAUGAGGCCAUCUAUGACAUCUGCCGUAGGAACCUCGAUAUUGAGCGUCCUUCCUACACCAACCUGAACAGGUUGAUCAGUCAGAUUGUGUCCUCCAUCACUGCUUCCCUCCGAUUCGAUGGUGCCCUUAAUGUUGAUCUGACAGAGUUCCAGACCAACUUGGUGCCCUACCCCCGUAUCCACUUCCCCCUGGCCACCUAUGCCCCUGUGAUCUCAGCAGAGAAGGCUUACCAUGAGCAGCUGACUGUUUCAGAGAUCACAAAUGCCUGUUUUGAGCCAUGUAAUCAGAUGGUGAAAUGUGACCCACGUCACGGCAAGUACAUGGCCUGCUGUCUGCUGUAUCGUGGCGACGUUGUGCCCAAAGAUGUCAAUGCUGCCAUUGCCACCAUCAAAACAAAACGCUCCAUCCAGUUUGUAGACUGGUGUCCAACUGGUUUCAAGGUUGGUAUCAACUACCAGCCCCCAACUGUGGUACCUGGUGGAGAUCUGGCCAAGGUCCAGAGGGCAGUGUGCAUGCUUAGCAACACCACUGCAGUGGCAGAGGCCUGGGCCCGUCUUGACCACAAGUUUGACCUGAUGUACGCCAAGCGUGCUUUUGUGCACUGGUAUGUAGGUGAGGGUAUGGAGGAGGGAGAGUUCUCUGAGGCCAGGGAGGACAUGGCUGCCCUGGAGAAAGAUUAUGAGGAGGUAGGAGCAGAUAGCGUGGAGGGAGAGGACGAGGGAGAAGAAUACUAAGAAGUAUUAGGAUC